GGAUUGGCAAAGCAUGCCGCCCUUCUGGGCAAACCAAAGAAAAGUGAUGAGAGCAGCGCAGUUCUGCUGGAUGAGGACCAGCUCCAAACGCCCUCUUUUCCGAGCCUGCCCGGAGGUCACGUGCUUUUCAGCGUUGGAGGUCUCCUGCUGUGCUCAACGCUGAAACCAGUGCCGGUUUUGUGGAAGUCAGUAGCGAGAUGUUCGCGGAGGUGGAGAAGUUGAUGCUGGAGGACCGGGCGUGCCUGGAGUGCGGAGAGGCCCAUUGCCACUGCAAGCGUUCAACAGGUCGAUGCACUGUCUGGAGUCGAGGUGCGAGAAUAUGCACCUUAUGCUAUGAUUCAAAUUUCAAACUCAACAAGGUAUGCAAGGACAUGCAAGGUAUGCAGAGUUUGCCAUACCGCGCCUCCCUGCAGAGAUCAACGUCCUUGGUCGUACAGGUGGUGGAUUGUUUUGAAUGUGACAAACUACAUGGCACCAGAGGUUGGCCGUCAAGCAGAACUUCAAGCGAAUAGGCUGUGGAG
Molecule: messenger RNA, 521 nt
Organism: Cladocopium goreaui
Lineage: Eukaryota; Dinophyceae; Suessiales; Symbiodiniaceae
Source: the annotation of a GenBank genome assembly